Linum tenue is the source of this 3166-nucleotide messenger RNA. The record is from the annotation of a GenBank genome assembly. NCBI's taxonomy places the organism in Eukaryota, Viridiplantae, Streptophyta, Magnoliopsida, Malpighiales, Linaceae.
GUUGCUGACGGCAACGCCACCGUCACCCAAACGACUUCACCCUCUCCCUCCGUCACCCGCCACCGCCUCUUUCUCUUUCUCUUCCCUUUUCCUUUCUUCUCCCCCCUGCCUGGCCUUCCGUCCCUUCUUUCCCCUGAUUCCCUCCUUCCCCCAUUUACCACUCAGCUACCUCUCCCUGGUUUGCCGCGCAGCAUGGAAAGCGAAAGAUGAAGCUUCCGAUGCUUUCUCUUCUCACGUUAACCAUGUGUUCUUCAAUCUAGUUGCCCCACACCUCUGUCCCUUCGUUUUCCUUUUUUGUUUUCUCUCUCCUCCCUCUGUUUUGUUUCUCCACUUUCAUCUCUAUCCCUUUCUGGUUUCCAUUGCUGCUGUUUGAUUCUCACUUGGAUCCCUUUCCAUUCUCUUUGUCAGUCAGUCUCUGUUUUCCUACCCAAUCCGCAAUAGAUCUGAAGUUUCGCUUCCCAAUUCCGAUUAUGUAGCUCGCUCUUCUCCUGGUCGCUACUGAUUUCUGCUUCCUCAACUUCACCACAAACACUCUCUGCACAUAUUUAGCUGAAAGUGAUGUAGCUGUUGUCUCAGCUCCUUUGAUGAAUUGGGGUGGAUUGUCAACGGACUAUGUUGACUUGGUGGUCUUGGAAAUUCAAGCAACAAAGUUCGCGGCCUCGGUUUCCGGGUUGCGGUGCGUGCCGUGUUUGGAUGAUGACGACAAAUUAUAGUGGGUCAUUCAAUGUUCUUGACUCUCCACCUCCCGGCUUUCGGAGGUAAUUCCCCUGCGGUUUCCUAACUGGGCUGCCUGCCCUUUUUCCACGAACCUGGAAGGAACCCACCAUUUUAAUAGCUUCGCCGUUGACUUCUUGGAUGGGUAUGCUGCUGGUUCCCCACUAACCAUCUUCAGUAGUCUGAGAAGCUCUCAUCUUUUUGUUCUUAACUCUUUUGGGUCCUAUUUGAAAUACAAGUUUCUUUCACUUUGAUACCGUAUACAUGUAAAUCUUAGUUUGUUCAUCUUUUUUGGAAUAAGGAUUGUAGAGAAGGAAGUCGGGUGGGUAGUAAGGUGAGGUAUGCAGUAGUGAUUCUCAAUAGGCAGUUGGUUUUGUGAAUUAAAUGGCGAAUUUGUCUGAGCCGUCGUCGUCUUUGAGCUUCACAUCGUCAUCUCACCUGUCGAACGGCUCAAUUGGUCACAACAACUUGUCCACCUCGCCUGUCUCUGAAACAGCUCCAAGUCUCGAUGUGCGGAGCUUGACCAAACUUAGCUUCAACUUAGAGUCUCUUUUGACAGAUACCGCUAGUAAUUUUAGUGAUGCUGAAAUAGUUGUUGAGGGGAAACCGGUUGGUGUUCACCGAUGUAUUCUUUCUGUGAGGAGUAAGUUCUUCCAUGAUUUGUUUAAGCGGGAUAAAGGAUCUUCGGAGAAGGAAGGGAAAGGGAAACCCAAGUAUACUAUGGAUGACCUGUUACCUUAUGGGAAGAUUGGACAUGAAGCCUUCCUGAUUUUCUUGAGCUACUUGUAUACUGGGAAACUUAAGCCGUUUCCGAUGGAGGUUUCAACCUGUGUCCAUACUGACUGUGCUCAUGAUGCGUGUCGACCUGCAAUUAAUUUUGCUGUGGAGUUGAUGUAUGCCUCGUCCAUCUUUCAAUUACCGGAGCUGGUUUCACUCUUCCAGAGGCGCCUUCAUAACUUUGUUGACAAGGCUCUUGUUGAAGAUGUUAUCCCAAUCCUUGUGGUUGCAUUCCAUUGUCAGUCAACUCAGCUCGUUGAUCAAUGUGUGGACAGAAUAGCACGAUCAGACGUAGAUGACGUCAGCAUUGAAAAGGAGCUGCCCUUUGAGGUGGCUGAGAAUGUUAAACUGAUCCGCCGCAAGCCCGUCUCCGAUGACGAAGAAAGCAUGGAUGUUGAGGAGGACCGCUUGCUUGCAAAGAGAAUCAAAAGAAUACACAAGGCGUUAGACUCGGAUGAUGUGGAACUUGUGAAACUUCUCCUGACAGAAUCUAAUGUGACUUUAGAUGAUGCUUAUGCUCUCCAUUAUGCAGCAGCAUACUGUGACCCCAAGGUUGUCCAGGAGGUGCUUAACCUUCGUCUUGCUGAUGUGAACCUUAGGAAUUCCAGAGGUUACACGGUUCUUCACAUUGCUGCGAUGAGGAGGGAGCCAUCUGUUCUGGUGUCAUUGUUGGAGAAGGGGGCUUCAGCUUCAGAUGCCACAAGAGAUGGGCAAACUGCUGUUAGCAUUUGUAAGAGAUCGACUAGGCCCAAAGAUUAUCAUUCGAAAGCAGAACAGGGUCAGGCGGCAAAUAAGGACAAGCUAUGCAUUGAAGUUCUAGAGAGGGAGAUGAGGAGGACGCCUAUGGGUGUGGAUGGUACGGCAACUCCCCAUACACAUGAUGAGGAUCUUCAAAUGAAGCUGUCCUACCUGGAGAGCAGAGUGGGACUUGCAAAGCUGUUCUUUCCUACUGAAGCCAAGCUAGCAAUGGACAUUGCAAGUGCUGUUACAGCACCCAAGUUUUCUGGUCUUGCUGCAUCAAAAGGUUCCAAUGGGAACCUGAGGGAAGUAGACUUGAACGAGACACCAGCGAUGCAGAAGAAAAGACUUCUUUCCCAGUUGGAAGCGCUAAAGAAAACAGUGGAAACUGGGCGACGCUUCUUCCCCAACUGCUCAGAAGUCCUUGAUAAGUUCAUGGAGGAUCCUGAUGUGGUCUACCUCGACGAGGGUACCCCUGAGGAGCAACGAAUGAAGUGGACCCGUUACGUGGAGCUUAAGGAUGAUGUCCAGAAGGCUUUUACCAAAGACAAGGCCGAGAACCGCAAUGUACUGUCAUCCUCCUCUUCCACAAGGGAUGGUGCCAACAAAAGGCUCAGGAAGUUGUGACAGUAAAACGUGUAACAUAGACUUUCUGUAAGGAAUAAAUCGUAAGGCUUUAUGGAAGAGAUACGUCUGGUAGGAUUUGUCGAAGUUUUGUCCUAAUUUUUUUUUUUUUUUUGUACAAUUUUAGAGGGGGGCAGCCAUACUGAUACUGGCCUUGGAAGCUACUAUACACCUUGUCUGUAGAAAUUUAUGUUAAGCGAACUCUCUCGUACACCCACGUUAUCUAUGAGGCAAAACAUAGGUUACAAUUGUCCCAUUUCAAAUUUUGUGGCAUGAUAGUUAUUUUAAGGAAGGUCAUUUUGGUUAUUACACU